GGCCCCGCCGCUCUAUAAAAGGCGGCCGCGGCGGGGAGUGACCUCAGCAGCACAGCCCGAGACCGAGAGUCAGACUGAGUUCCCCCUCGACCGCCCGCCCGACACUGAACCCGCCGCUUCACCCGGACAGCAGCAGCAGCAGCAGCCCCCGCCCCCGCUAUCGUAUGUCCACUUGCCAGAACCUGCAGAGCUUCGAUCCCUUUGCUGAUGCACUUAAGGGGGAUGAUCUCCUCCCUUCUGGGACUGAGGAUUACAUACACAUAAGGAUUCAGCAGAGAAACGGCAGGAAAACCCUCACUACCGUCCAGGGGAUUGCUGACGAAUAUGACAAAAAGAAGCUUGUCAAGCACUUCAAAAAGCAAUUUGCCUGUAAUGGUACUGUAAUUGAACAUCCAGAAUACGGUGAGGUCAUCCAACUUCAAGGGGACCAGCGCAAGAACAUCUGCAAGUUCCUGAUUGAGGUUGGCAUUGUUAAAGAAGAACAACUCAAGGUUCAUGGGUUUUAAUUCACUUCCUCUGCACUACAGCUAGAUAACAGGCUCUGGCUUCUGGGCUGUAAUCUCUUGUAAUGGGAAGCCUGUAUGGCAUCUAACUCUCUCUCAAUGAGCAGUUCACAAUCUUCCAGCUCCUGCAGCAAGAUCUUUGACACAUUUGCUUUUGUCCCAGUUAAGUUUUUUUUUAAACAUGGUUUGUAAUGUUUGUGCUUUUUCUUUAAAAAGCACAUGUUAGAACUCUUUGUACCUCUCUUUGUAUAAUGUAUAAUAAAACCCACUUGAGAAACUU
This is a messenger RNA of Hemiscyllium ocellatum (epaulette shark), 783 nucleotides long. RefSeq names its product eukaryotic translation initiation factor 1b-like. Gene Ontology annotation, cellular component: eukaryotic 43S preinitiation complex. Gene Ontology annotation, biological process: translational initiation. Bases 165 to 506 code for a protein of 113 amino acids. The transcript has 4 exons. Gene Ontology annotation, molecular function: ribosomal small subunit binding; RNA binding; translation initiation factor activity. The record is from RefSeq and is a predicted model, not a curated record. Lineage: Eukaryota; Metazoa; Chordata; Chondrichthyes; Orectolobiformes; Hemiscylliidae.